AAAUACACUGGACGCUACUGGGCAUGAAGAACUGUUUUAAUUAGUAGUCCUGGAGCUGCAGACAUGGCUACAUCGGCGAGUCUGGACAUCGGUGCCCAGCUCAUAGUGGAGGAGUGCCCCAGCACUGAGAGCCUCGCAGGCAUGCCCGACAUCAAAAUAGAACACCCGCUGGACCCACAUGCAGAAGACGGGGCAGCUCAGGGCGUAGCCAUGGGAAUGAAAUUCAUUUUGCCAAACCGAUUUGAUAUGAACGUGUGCUCUCGGUUUGUGAAGUCCUUAAACGAGGAAGAUAGCAAAAAUAUUCAAGAUCAAGUGAACUCCGACCUGGAAGUGGCAUCUGUCCUAUUUAAAGCUGAAUGCAAUAUCCAUACAUCGCCUUCCCCGGGAGUUCAAGUAAGGCAUGUCUACACUCCCUCCACGACAAAGCAUUUCUCGCCCAUAAAACAGUCAACCACUCUGACCAACAAGCACCGUGGAAAUGAGGUCUCCACCACACCUCUGCUAGCGAAUUCUUUGUCUGUUCACCAGCUGGCAGCUCAGGGGGAGAUGCUCUAUCUGGCUACUCGAAUCGAGCAAGAAAAUGUUAUCAAUCACACGGAUGAAGAAGGAUUUACUCCUCUGAUGUGGGCUGCAGCACACGGGCAAAUAGCUGUGGUAGAGUUUCUACUUCAGAAUGGUGCUGAUCCCCAACUGUUAGGACACGGCCGAGAAAGUGCACUGUCGCUGGCCUGUAGUAAAGGCUACACCGACAUCGUCAAAAUGCUGCUUGACUGUGGCGUCGAUGUAAAUGAAUAUGACUGGAAUGGAGGGACGCCUUUGCUUUACGCUGUACAUGGAAAUCACGUGAAAUGUGUCAAGAUGCUGUUAGAAAAUGGAGCUGACCCAACAAUUGAAACUGACUCAGGAUAUAAUUCUAUGGACUUGGCGGUGGCCCUGGGCUAUAGAAGUGUCCAACAGGUUAUCGAGGCCCACCUGCUGAAGCUGCUGCACAGCAUCAAGGAGUGACGCAGGCACGCAGGGCGGCGUCCGCCCUCCCCCGGCCGCCUGGGCCCCAACGAUAGCUCUGUUUACUGACACAUUUUACCUCAGUUGCAAUAUUUACUGAUUUUUAGUAGUUUGAAUAAGUAUUCCUUUGAGUAAUUCACUGGUUUAUAAUAAGAUUAAUGUUGAUUUUUUUUUUAAAUCAAUGUACAUACUGUAUACUUAAAAUUCUAAAUGAAUGUUUUGUGGCAUGUACGUUUUUAUGGUACAGAUGGUUCUCUGUCUUUGUAUGAAGUGCUGUGAUGUUGACGUGUGUGGAGGUUCUUGUGCCCUGGUUCUUGUGCUAACCCAUUGACUGCCUAGGGUUUGCUGUACGUCUGUAAGGGAAACACUUGUUAUUGUUCAAGUAAAAAGUGCACAGUGUGGCUGUUUACAGAAUGACAUUAAGUAAGUACUCUGUCCGUUUACAUGUUAAUUUUUUAAAUUAUAUAAGAUUAUUAAGAUGAUUUGGAUUUUUUUUUUUAGAAUUUUUUAGUUUACCUGUCCAGUCAGGACACUUCAUUGU
Molecule: messenger RNA, 1546 nt
Organism: Ochotona princeps (American pika)
Lineage: Eukaryota; Metazoa; Chordata; Mammalia; Lagomorpha; Ochotonidae
Gene: ANKRA2
Product: ankyrin repeat family A member 2
Exons: 8
Coding region: 64-1005 (313 amino acids)
Biological process (GO): regulation of gene expression
Cellular component (GO): cytoplasm; nucleus
Molecular function (GO): protein binding
Source: RefSeq, a predicted model, not a curated record